Messenger RNA from Fusarium keratoplasticum, 312 nucleotides. RefSeq lists its product as uncharacterized. The transcript is spliced from 2 exons. The record is from RefSeq and is a predicted model, not a curated record. Bases 1 to 312 code for a protein of 103 amino acids. Lineage: Eukaryota; Fungi; Ascomycota; Sordariomycetes; Hypocreales; Nectriaceae.
AUGAGGAUAAACAAGAACCAAGUCUUCCGUAAAGAUGUCUCGCGCCCGUCUACCAGUCUCUACGACCGCGUUACCUGGACACUGCCAUCUGGGCAUGCGGAUAAACCUGGCAUCUCAGGGAUGCUCUUUACCUAUGCUGAUGAUCAUUGUGAGGGGUUGGGCGAAGUCCGGCCUGAUGGGCUCCAAGAGCCUAUCAUGACGGCUGAGCGGGACACGAUUUGGCUCGGUUUCAGGCACGACGACGUCUGGAUUGAGGAUGCUUGCCCUUAUGCGGCCGAGAUGGAAUUUGAGCCUUCAGACAUGGAAGGCUGA